ACCACAGAGCACUGACACAAUUUGGGGCCGACCAAUCGUAGAGCAGAAAGACUCCCAAAGAGUGGGUGGUGGCUCUGAGAGAGAAGUGUGUCUCAGGACAGACAAACUUUUGGCAGACGCUGUGAGAGCUCUCUUUCACUCUCCUCUUUCUCCACUCACUCUCUCUCUUGGUUCCUGCCUGCAUCUGUGUGUGUGUGUGUGCGUGUGUGUAUGUAUGUGUGUGUACUGGCAUGUUGUGUUUUAAAUGUGUGUGUAUGCGCAUGUGUGUGUUAGUGCUAAUUCCUUGGCUCUCUCUUAUCAUCUCUUGGUUACCAUAAUAUUUGUCGGGUUAUAAGCAAAUUGCUUGUCUCAGGACUGGAUGGCAGAACUGGUAAAAGUUCGCAAGAAACACCUUCAAACUCCAAUUUCAAGGCUCAGGUGCAUGGUCCGGCAGUUAGAGGAGAAGGAUGUGGAUCUGGAGGAACUGAAAAAGAACCUGGAGUACACAGCAUCCUUACUCGAGGCUGUGUAUAUCGAUGGGACAAGACAGACACUGGAGACGGAGGAUGAGCUCCAGCAGCUCCGUUCAGAUGGCGUGCCCUCGGAGGUGCGUGAUUGGCUGGCCUCCACCUUUACCCAGCGACCCCGGCGGCUGAGCCGACGCCCCGAUGAGAAACCCAAGUUCCGCAGCAUCGUCCACGCUGUGCAGGCCGGAAUAUUCGUGGAGAGGAUGUUCCGCAAGGCCUACACAGUGUCCAUGCCAGACCAGCCGGCUGAGGUCACCCACUGUCUCAGGGACGUGGACCGCUGGAACUUUGAUGUGUUCGCUCUGGACACCGCAAGCUCGGGACACGCGUUACAAGCCCUUUUUGUCGAGCUCGUCAUCAGAUACGAGCUCAACAGUCGCUUUAAGAUACCGAUUUCCUGUUUGAUGUCCUUCCUGCCUGCACUAGAAAGAGGCUACGGCAAGCACAGCAACCCUUACCAUGGCCACACACACGCAGCAGACGUCACGCAGACGAUGCACUGUCUACUCCUACGCACUGGGCUUGUGCACUGGCUCAGUGAGCUGGAAGUCCUGGGCUGUCUGUUCGCAGCAGCCAUUCAUGACUACGAGCACACAGGAACCACCAACAAUUUUCACAUUCACACCAGGUCUGAGCUAGCCAUGAUCUACAACGAUCGCUCUGUCCAGGAAAGCCACCACCUCAGUGCCACCUUCCGUCUGCUCCAGGACGACCAGAUGAACAUCUUCACCAACCUGUCCAGAGAAGAGUGGAUAGAGCUUCGUACUCUUGUCAUUGAGAUGGUGCUGGCCACAGACAUGUCGUGCCACAUUGCUCAGGUAAAAGUAAUGAAGACUUGUCUGCAGCAGCAAGAGAGCAGAAUAGACAAGCCGAAAGCACUCUCCCUCCUACUUCACACGGCAGACAUAAGCCACCCCACUAAGCCCUGGGUGCUACACUCCCAAUGGACGAAAGCGCUCAUGGAGGAAUUCUUCAGACAGGGCGACAAGGAAGCAGAACUGGGCCUGCCUUUUUCACCACUAUGUGACCGCAACAGCACCUUGAUAGCACAGUCUCAAAUAGGCUUCAUUGACUUUAUUGUGGACCCAACAUUCUCCUUAUUGACGGAUAUGGCUGAGAAGAUAGUCAUUCCUCUGGUUCAAGAGAACCCUGGACCUCUGGACCCCUGCAAUAGACACAGUUCAGUAUGGAAGGAGAGUUCAAGAGGCCUGGAGUGGAGCUUACCUCACAUCACGGCAGAACUUGUCAGCUUCAGAUCAACAUGGACACGCCACACAGAAGACAAUAAGUUUAUGUGGAAGGAAAGUGAGUCCAACGGAGCCAAUGAUCAGAGUGUACUAGAGGAGCACACUUCUCCGAGAGAGGAGAACCUGUCAGGGGAACACUGCCAGGAGGGGCCUGUAAACAACACUAAACAGUAGUGAACUCUCACAUUCAGUAUCCUGAACUGACAAGCAAAAAUGCCCUGUCUAAAUACAGUAUGCUAUCUGAAACAGUCAUAGUUCAAAGGAUUUACUGUAUGUGUACUUGAAUAUCCACCACCAAGUUUGCCUUUGAAUAUUGACAUACAUAUUUGUUUUAGGUGUACUAUAGGAUUAUUUUGACAUCAGACUGAUCCGGAUUAUGAAAAGAUCUAAAUAUCGCAAUAGAGUUUACUAAAUAUAUCUACAUGUAAGACUAAUGCGUACCACUAGCUGCCUUGAUAGCACAGGUUACCCUUUGAAUUCUACUGUGCUGCACAGCGAGAAAGAUGUUGCAUCAGGAGUGUGAACAUGCAAAGUUACUAGAGGUAAUAGCUGUAGGCCUCGACUUUUUUUCUGUGAUAAGAGCAGCAGACCACCUCUGAUGUACAAGCUUUAGAAGAACACAUUAGACAUGCUGGUCAUGUUAUACUUUUAGUUCUUAAUAAAAACUGUCAGGUUGACAGCUCACUCGCUGUUUAUCUGACUUAGAGUGAGACCGUUUCCAAUACCACCAGGUCAUUCUGGAGUCUCUUAAAUGUGCCUAUCAAACAGUGAUGUUAAUAUUAAAAUAAACAUAGAUUUUGUGUAAUGAGGGUGUUCUGUUCAUCAAAUGCUGUUUGAGAUUUUUAAGAGUAAGCAUUGCUGUGCGCUGCAAUAAAAAAAAAGUGAGGUAU
This is a messenger RNA of Alosa alosa (allis shad), 2643 nucleotides long. RefSeq names its product calcium/calmodulin-dependent 3',5'-cyclic nucleotide phosphodiesterase 1B-like. Gene Ontology annotation, biological process: signal transduction. The coding region runs from base 359 to 1927 and encodes 522 amino acids. The transcript is spliced from 14 exons. The record is from RefSeq and is a predicted model, not a curated record. Gene Ontology annotation, molecular function: 3',5'-cyclic-nucleotide phosphodiesterase activity. NCBI's taxonomy places the organism in Eukaryota, Metazoa, Chordata, Actinopteri, Clupeiformes, Clupeidae.